AUGGUCGAGAGGAUUAUUGCUCGAAAUGGGGUAAAUAUUGCCCUUCAAAGGCCAAAUUAUACAUCACCUCUGUUAGAGUAUAUCUUACAGGCGGAAGCACCCCCUAGAACAAAAAUCCCCAAAUUCACUAAGUUUUAUGGGGAUACUACUGAAUCCACUAUCGAACAUGUGGCUAGAUAUUUAAUUGAGGCAGGAGACAUGUCAAACCAUGAGAACCUUAGGAUAAAGUUUUUCCCAAGUUCUCUCACAAAGAAUGCCUUCACAUGGUUCACCACCUUGCCACAAAGUUCGAUCCACACUUGGAGUCAACUAGAGAGAAUGUUCCAUGAGCAGUUUUACAUGGGACAAACAAAGGCUUCGUUACUCAAAGCUAUGUGUUUUACACAAGUUCCAGAGCAUGAACUGGUCGAAAUGGCCGCAGGGGGCCUUGAUUAUUCGAUUAGGAAGAAAUUAGAUACCCAAUAUCUGAGAGAUAUGGCCCAACUGGCCGAUAGGGUUCGACAGUUAGAACGUUUGAAGGAAGAAAAUGCUAGAGCAAAUAAAAACAAAAGGGUAGCCUAUGUCGAUUUCAGAAAUGAUGAUGAAGGGUCCUGUAACGGACUUUCAAACUUCGACGAAAAUGAGAUCUAUCUUGCUGAAUUGAAGCAAAGGCCACCUUACGCGUGCAAAGUUUUGGCCCAUUCGAAUGGAAAAAACCCUAUCGAACCAGAAAAGAAUGAUAAAUUUCCUAAGAAAACUUAUACUUUCGACGUUACAAAAUAUGAUGAAAUUUUUGACUUGUUAGUUAAGGAUGGUCAUAUGAUAGUACCCCCGGGUGCUAAAGUGCCUCAUUUAGAACAAAGAAAGAAAAGAGGGUUUUACAAAUACCAUGGUUUUCUGGGUCAUAAAACAUCUCAAUGUUUUCUUUUCAGGGAUCUUGUGCAGAAUUCCAUCCAAGAAGGGAGACUCAAAUUUGGAGACAAAACUCAGAGCCAGAUGAAGGUCGACUAUGAUCCUCUGUAA
This is a messenger RNA of Lathyrus oleraceus (garden pea), 1002 nucleotides long. RefSeq lists its product as uncharacterized. NCBI's taxonomy places the organism in Eukaryota, Viridiplantae, Streptophyta, Magnoliopsida, Fabales, Fabaceae. The record is from RefSeq and is a predicted model, not a curated record. The transcript is spliced from 2 exons. The coding region runs from base 1 to 1002 and encodes 333 amino acids.